Messenger RNA from Danio rerio (zebrafish), 2116 nucleotides. RefSeq names its product glutaminyl-tRNA amidotransferase subunit QRSL1 (gene qrsl1). The record is from RefSeq and is marked provisional. Gene Ontology annotation, molecular function: glutaminase activity; glutaminyl-tRNA synthase (glutamine-hydrolyzing) activity; catalytic activity. NCBI's taxonomy places the organism in Eukaryota, Metazoa, Chordata, Actinopteri, Cypriniformes, Danionidae. Gene Ontology annotation, biological process: glutaminyl-tRNAGln biosynthesis via transamidation; translation; mitochondrial translation. Gene Ontology annotation, cellular component: mitochondrion; glutamyl-tRNA(Gln) amidotransferase complex.
GUGUCAUGUCAGCCUCCAGUGCGGCGAGGCGUCCUGUGGAAGCGAUGCUCGGCCUGUCCAUUAGAGAGGUGUCUCAGGCACUGAGGGAUGGGAAGGUCUCUGCCACUGAACUCUGCAGAAAAUGCAUCAACCAAAUACAACGAACGCGUUACCUGAAUGCUUAUAUAACCAUUGCAGAGGAGACGGCCAUGGAGCAAGCAGAGAGAGCAGAUAAAAGGCUCCGCACAGGUAAAACACUUGGUCCUCUAGACGGCAUUCCUUUCUCUGUAAAAGACAACUUCUGCACAGAGAACAUCAAGACCACCUGUGCUUCAAACAUGCUUAAAGGUUAUGUUCCUCCAUUCAGUGCUACAGUUGUGCAGAAGCUGUUGGAUCAAGGAGCAGUUCUUGUUGGAAAAACUAAUUUAGACGAAUUUGCAAUGGGAGCUGGAAGUACAGAUGGGGCUUUUGGUCCAGUUCGUAAUCCAUGGAGUUAUGCAGCCCCUUACCGUGAACAGAGUGCAGAAGAUCCAGAUUCAGACUGGACAAUAACAGGAGGAAGUUCAGGAGGCAGUGCAGCAGCAGUGGCAUCUCUCAGCAGCUUCCUAGCCUUAGGAUCUGAUACUGGAGGCUCCACGCGAAACCCUGGUUCUCUCUGUGGAGUGGUGGCUCUGAAACCCUCGUAUGGCCUCCUGUCACGUCAUGGCCUCAUCCCUCUGGUUAACUCAAUGGACGUGCCAGGAAUCAUGACCAGAAGUGUUCACGAUGCCGCCACUGUUUUGAGGAUUCUCCAGGGACGAGAUGAGAGGGACUCAACAACUGUCCAGGCACCAAACACUCCACCCAGCCUUCCUGAACAUUUUGACAUGAGAAAGAUAUGUGUUGGCAUACCAAAGGAAUAUCAUGCUCCUGGUCUAUCAGAGGACACUUUGGCCCAGUGGAGUAGAGUGGCAGACAUAUUUGAAAAUGCGGGUGCUAGGGUAAAAGAGGUGUCUUUACCACACACCCCAUACUCCAUCGUCUGUUACCACGUCCUGUGCUGCUGUGAGGUGGCAUCCAACAUGGCACGCUUUGAUGGGCUUGAAUACGGUCAUCGCAGUGCGGUGGACAGCUCCACAGAUGCCAUGUACGCCACCACACGACAUGAAGGUUUCAACAAUGUUGUUCGCAGAAGAAUUCUCUCAGGGAACUACUUCCUUCUGAAAUCGAACUAUGAGCGGUACUUUGUGAAGGCUCAACAAAUGCGCCGCCUUAUUGCUGAAGACUUUAAAAAAGUGUUUAGUUCUGGCAUAGACGUUCUCCUCACCCCCACAACACUGAGCGAUGCGGCACGUUACGCCGACUUCAUAACAGAAGACAACCGAACACGCAGCGCUCAGGAGGAUGUCUUCACACAGCCUGUCAACAUGGCAGGUUUGCCUGCCGUCACGGUCCCAACAGCACUCUCACAGCGAGGUCUUCCCAUUGGCCUGCAGCUGAUAGGACAGACACUACAAGACUGGAAAUUGUUGACAAUCGCCCACUGGAUGGAGAAACAACUCCACUUCCCAAUGAUCCGAUUCCACAGGGACUUAAAUGAAAAUGAAAGAGAGCAGAACAGAUCCAUCAGAGAAAGGACACACACAGUAGGAUCAUAACCAAAACCCAAAGACAGAACAGGUAAAAUUCAGAGGAACUGAAAGGAUUUCUGGGGUUAAAUUUGAUAUCAAAGUUCAAACAAUUAAAUGUUAUAUGAGAUGCUAUUGUCUGUAUAUAUCUGUUCUUGGGUUCUAUGAUUCAAGGCUUAUUUCCCAAAAUACAAGUGACAUUUAUUAUGCAGCGUUGGUGUAUGUGGAGCCACUGAAUUAAAUGUAUUACUGCAAAUGUGUCAACAAUGCAAAAUUAACUGUGAAAAAAUUAUCACAAUUUUAAUUAAACUAAUUGUUUGAUAUCUGAUUGUGAUCUUUAAAAUGACUUGUUACAAACCAAACCAAAUUUGCAAAAGCAUGAUCGUUUAGGGAGGUAAAAUAUUCUUCAUUUACAGUACAGGCAGAGCACGUACAGUACAGGCCAGCCCGCAGCAAGUAACUUGUAGUCUUCAAGAAUGGUUGUAGUUUUCCAACUGAACUGCAUCCACAUUGUGCACCAUUUGCACUGC